AUGGGUAAACCAGAGAAACCUCUUCCUUUUUCAUACUUCUUCCUCGCUGGCGGCUUGGCGGGAACUACUGAGAUCCUUGUCAUGUAUCCUCUUGAUGUCGUAAAGACACGUUUUCAACUACAAGUAGGUACGGGAGGAUACACAUCUAUUGUAGACUGUUUCCAGAAGAUUAUAAAAAACGAAGGAUUCAGCCGAUUAUAUAGAGGCAUUCUUCCUCCUAUUCUCGUUGAGGCUCCCAAACGUGCGAUCAAAUUUGCGGCCAAUGAACAAUAUUCAAAAUUGUUCAAAUCCAUCUACAAGACAGACAAGAUGACACAGAAAAUGUCCAUCAUGAGCGGCGUGUCUGCUGGAUGUACAGAGGCGUUCGUAGUUGUACCCGCAGAGUUGGUGAAGAUUAGAUUACAAGACAAGGCUAAUGCUGGAAAGUAUACAGGCACGAUGGAUGCAUUUCUAAAGAUAGUCAGACAAGAAGGACUUUUUGCGUUAUAUAAUGGAUUAGAAGCGACAAUAUGGCGUCAUGCAACAUGGAAUGGUGGAUAUUUUGGAGUUAUUCAUACGAUAAGGAAAGCUCUUCCUAAAGCAGAAGCAAGUAUUCUACUUAUUACAAAGAAAGGCACGCUAUUCAAUAACUUUGUUGCAGGCGCAAUAGGAGGCACAGUUGGUACCAUUAUCAAUACACCGUUCGACGUUGUAAAGACGCGUAUUCAAGGAGAUUCAGGUCCAUACAAGAAAUACAAUUGGACACUUCCAGCGGUAAAGAUAGUUUACCAGGAAGAAGGAUUUGGCGCCUUAUAUAAAGGCUUUGUUCCAAAGGUUCUUCGUCUCGGUCCAGGAGGAGGUAUUCUACUGGUUGUCUUUGAUACUGUUACUACUUGGAUGCGAAAACAUUUAAUGUGA
Paraglomus occultum is the source of this 897-nucleotide messenger RNA. The record is from the annotation of a GenBank genome assembly. NCBI's taxonomy places the organism in Eukaryota, Fungi, Glomeromycota, Glomeromycetes, Paraglomerales, Paraglomeraceae.